Staurois parvus is the source of this 636-nucleotide messenger RNA. The record is from the annotation of a GenBank genome assembly. NCBI's taxonomy places the organism in Eukaryota, Metazoa, Chordata, Amphibia, Anura, Ranidae.
AUGGUGCUAAUUUUGGUAAUCCUCAUUCCAGUGUUGGUCAACUCUGUGGGCUCCGAUGGCCACUAUGAGAUGUUGGGCACUUGCCGGAUGGUGUGUGACCCCUACCUUGCUAAAGCUGGGACAACAACCACCAGUACUAGCGACAGAGGACAACCAGCCCCAUCAACUUUAGUUCAAGGUCCUCAAGGAAAGGCUGGACGUCCGGGAAAGCCAGGACCUCCUGGAGAGCCUGGGCUACCUGGCCCACCAGGUCCUGUAGGUCCACCAGGAGAACGAGGAGAACCAGGCAAGCCUGGACCAGCGGGACUGCCAGGAGGUGGAGUGACUGGUGCCAUCAGUACAGCUACAUAUACCACCGUUCCACGUGUGGCCUUCUACGCUGGCUUGAAGAACCCCCAUGAGGGCUAUGAGAUCCUAAAAUUUGACGAUGUGGUCACCAACCUUGGGAACAAUUAUGAUGCUGCAAGUGGACGGUUCAGCUGUACAGUACCAGGCACCUACUUCUUCACCUACCAUGUCCUGAUGAGAGGUGGGGACGGCACAAGCAUGUGGGCAGACCUCUGCAAAAACGGACAGGUGAGUGUGCCGGCAUUGGCACUUUUCAGUUUUAACAGUGGAACAUCUGAUUUGCUUUAA